CAGCAAUUAAUGCCGGCAGUCUCUCUUCGGAAAAAGAAGCUGGCAAGAAGACCUGGAUACAUGAGGCCAGAAGCUCAGGGACAGAUCGACUUUGAGUCCCUAGGUGCCUGUGCAGGGUUCAGCCCAGCAGAGCUCCAGCAUGGCAAGCACCAGUGUGGAGGCUCUGAGAGCUGUGUUCUGCACAGACAGUGCCAAAAUGACUUGGAAUUCCUGUGCUGUGGUGCAGUGGGUAGUGCUGUAGUUGCUGUUAAUGGGGUAACAACCUUUGCAGCUGCAGGAAAUACUACAGGAUGCUGUGAAAGUCUUUCACGUUGCAAUAGUCCACGGUCAGAGAGCACAGGGAUAGGGGUCUGCCCUGCUGCCCCAACAGGCAAAAGAGAUGCUUCUGCUGUGUGCUGUACAUGGCAGAAAAACUGCAGCACCAAAGUGAGCAAGCCACCAAACAUGUAUGCUUUAGAUCAGACAGAAGUGAAUAACAACUCUGAAUAUCAAAACAGAGAUGCUGCUGGUGCACGUGAUAGCUUUAGUUCAAGUUUCAGCUUCAUACAGCUAUCCCUGAACUUGGCCUCUGGAGUAAAUGAUGUUGAAGGCAGAUCUAUUGAGGAAGCGGAGAUUGUCCUGCAUCCCAAAACCACAGGCAAUCUGCAGAAGCCAGAAGAGAUGGCACAAACUCAUGAGCACUUGGGAGAUUUGUGUUGCUUCUCCAGGACUGGUGAAGAUUUGAGGCAUGAAAAUGAGAGCCCAGUACAUGAUAAAUUACAGGACUGUGAGAUUCCCUCUCUCUCAGAUAUAGAUGCAACAUUUUCAUAUUCUACAGAUUCCUCAGAUGCAGCAUCUGCUGGCUCUUCUGUCACCUCAGGCUAUGAAAGUGGCUUUACUGUCAAUGACCAUAACUGGGAUACUUUGAUGAAAAAAUAUGAACCAGUGCUACAGGAUUGCUUGCUUGGCAACCGCAGUACAUUAAAGUUAAAGUCCUUGAUCUUACGGCUUCAGAGGCUUCAGGAAAAGGCAGUAGAGGAAGACGACUAUGAUAGAGCUGAUAAAUUUAGACGGAAGCUGGAAGAACUGGAGAAGGAGAAAAAUUCUUUAAAAUUUCAGCUUCCUUCAAGGCAUCCCUCAGUUAGCAGCUUUUUGGAUAGGUUCAUGACCCAAGUUCAGGCAACAUUGCACUGGGCUGCUGAUCAGUGGGUUAGGCAUGAAGAAAAUGGUCUUUGUCAUGAAAAAGAGCACAGACUUGUACGAUCAACUUCCCAGGAGAGGAUGCAGGUUUCGGUCACAAAACGAAACCAGCUUUUUCAAGAAAAGAAACGGUUACAGGAAGAAAUUGAAGAUCUCCGAACAAGACUGGCCAUAUUAGAAGGAAAAGAUGAACAGCUGAGAAAAGAAAUUGAAGAACAAGAUAGGCUUAUUCAAUCACAGGACUGUGAACUGGCUGCUUUACUUGGCUGCAUUUCUUUAAGAGAGCUGCAGGAAAUAAGCAAGGCUGUGGAUGACACUUUAACAUCCUCCUAUCGAAUUCCAUUCAGUUUAGAUCCUCCAGGAGCAAUAAAGAGUCUUCAGGAGAAAGAACAAUUGUUCAGGACAUCCAUCAAAGAAACUACUGCCAAAGUUUGCACGAGUCAGAAACUCUGCAAUGCUUUGAGGAGGAAAGUGAGUGAUAUCGAGACUCAACUACCAGCUCUACUUGAAGCCAAAAUGCUGGCUAUUUCAGGAAGUAAUUUUGGCACUGCGAAGGAUCUUGCAGAAGAAAUAAGAUCAUUAACAUCUGAGAAAGAGGGACUGGAGGGACUUCUCAAUGAACUGUUGGUGCUGAGUGCCAGAAAUACGCGAAAACUAGAGAGAAUUAAAGAUGAUUACACCAGACUGAAGCAAGAACUUGAACAAGGAGAGGCUGCCUUUGUGACCAGUGUAAAAGAAAAUGCUGAGAAGUACAUGGAGAUUCUGGAGGAUAAACUACAUAGCUGCGGGAGCCAGCUGCUCCAAAGAGUGUGGGAAGCUGACUUGGAGGCCUGUCAGCUGUUGAUCCGAGGGUUUCAGCUGAAAGAAACCAGUUGCUGUGUUUUUGAGGAAGAAGAGAACCAAAUGGAUGAGAUGGAGAUGACUGCUGAUGCCCCACCUGAUUGUGAAAAAAGCAAAGAAGGUCACUUUCUAAAGGGCACAGAAUGGGGUGCUGUUUCCUGCCCCAGACACAGAGAGCUGAAAGAGGUUAUAGAAGACAUUUCAUUUGGAACAGAGGGUCAUUUAUCUGAGGAGUUCUUCAUAUUUUCUGCAGAGUUGGGAGGAAAAUGUGAAGCAAUAAGUGAGAAACUGGUGCAUCUGGAAGAUCAAUUGCAGAGUUCUGCCUGCAGAGUUGAUGAAGGACUUUCACAGUCUCUGCAGAGGGAGAUCCAGUUGGUGAAGGAGACACUCCAGACCGUGCUGGUGCAACUUCAGUCAGCCAAGGAAGCAGGAGAAGAAAAGGCUGGAGACUUCCUCUGUGACAGCUGGUGUCCAGGAAAACAAGACUUGAAGGAAUAA
Messenger RNA from Cinclus cinclus, 2517 nucleotides. RefSeq names its product DISC1 scaffold protein (gene DISC1). Gene Ontology annotation, cellular component: microtubule; centrosome; intermediate filament cytoskeleton. Gene Ontology annotation, molecular function: protein binding. The record is from RefSeq and is a predicted model, not a curated record. The transcript is spliced from 13 exons. The coding region runs from base 10 to 2517 and encodes 835 amino acids. Gene Ontology annotation, biological process: neuron migration; cilium assembly. Lineage: Eukaryota; Metazoa; Chordata; Aves; Passeriformes; Cinclidae.